Lymnaea stagnalis (great pond snail) is the source of this 165-nucleotide messenger RNA. Lineage: Eukaryota; Metazoa; Mollusca; Gastropoda; Lymnaeidae. The record is from the annotation of a GenBank genome assembly.
GUAUCCACAGCCAGCAAGAACAAAUUCGGUUAUGACUUCCACUUUAACCUUCAAAACAACCAAUCUCAAAUAUCUAGCACGUUGAAUUGGAACAACCCGGAAGUCACGUGGAAGUAUGUCUCGUGCUCCGCAGAACAGACCAGUAAUUACACGCAGUGCGAGUGC